AUACUUUUAUAGUCAAACUUUAUAGAGAUUUGAUUUUAGUGCCAUAAUCAAAUUCUUUACUAGGACAUUAUAAGAUAGGCUAAAUAAAAUUCAUUUGCAAAUAUUUGAUAGAUUUAUGAACACUUUCAUUCAUUUUAACCUAUUUCACGCAUUGUUUAAAACAAUGAAUAAUUAUCGCGAUCCUUUUGGUUUUACUAAGCAAACAGCCACUUUAUUACGUGGUUUGAAUGCAUCUGAAUUGAUAUCAGAAUGUAAAAAAAGAAAUAUAUCAACUGAUGUGUUACAUGAGCUAAGUGUACAAGAAUUAAUUAUGUUAGGCCUUAAUUCUAAAAAAGCAGAAGAAUUACAAAAUAUUUUAAAUAUUCAAAAAAGAAGAUCCAAUAUUGUAAUAACAAAUGUUAAAGACAGGAUUGAACAUUUUCUUCAAAUAAUUAAGCAUGGAGAACAACAAUUUUCUUUAAUACAAGCUCUUAUAGCAUAUUGUCGAUUAAGAUUGAUGAAAGAAAAAAUUAAUAUUUUUGUUGAUCUUAAUAAAUGUUUGAGUGCUUCUAAUGUAUUACCUAUUUCUAUUGAUGCAACAUUAACAGAAUUAGAAAAAGCAGAGAAAAAUCUUUUUGAACUUGAAAAACUAAUUUUAAGGCUCAGUCGCAAUAAGAUGGACGGUGGAGCGUACGGUGGAGGAAAGGCAGGAGCCCCUUUCGAUCCUAUUGCCUUCAUUCAAAGGCCUCAAGUUAUUCUGAAAGCUAUAUGUUUGCUCUUUGCGAUAAUUGUAUUUGGAUGCAUAAGCAACAAAGGAUAUAUAAAAAAGGAAGGCGGAAAAGAGGUAUGUCUUUAUAAUGAAGAUCACAAUGCUUGCAAUUAUGGAAUAGGAAUUGGAGUGCUUGCCUUCCUCGCCAGUAUCGGAUUCCUUGCUGGCGAAUAUCUUUUUGAGCAGAUGUCUUCUGUUAAGACCAGAAAACAUUUUGUUUUACUUGAUUUAGGUAUGUAUUCUUAUUCUAAACUAUAA
Molecule: messenger RNA, 1006 nt
Organism: Apis florea (little honeybee)
Lineage: Eukaryota; Metazoa; Arthropoda; Insecta; Hymenoptera; Apidae
Gene: Syngr
Product: synaptogyrin
Cellular component (GO): synaptic vesicle membrane; neuromuscular junction
Source: RefSeq, a predicted model, not a curated record